Exophiala oligosperma is the source of this 1644-nucleotide messenger RNA. RefSeq lists its product as uncharacterized. The record is from RefSeq and is a predicted model, not a curated record. Gene Ontology annotation, cellular component: cytoplasm. Gene Ontology annotation, molecular function: protein phosphatase inhibitor activity. NCBI's taxonomy places the organism in Eukaryota, Fungi, Ascomycota, Eurotiomycetes, Chaetothyriales, Herpotrichiellaceae. Bases 546 to 1103 code for a protein of 185 amino acids. The transcript is spliced from 3 exons.
AUCAUCUUCUACCCCAGACACCCAGAACACGACACCAAGGCAACUAACUAACACAUUCACGGAACAACCAUCUUGACCCCACCUUAACACAAAACAUCCUGCUGACAUUGGCGAAGGGAAACAUUUCUGCCCCUUGUGCUUCUUUUCACUGCACACACCAUCACGGAAUUCUCCCUCCGAAUCUCUCUCAGUCUCUCCCCCAAGCUACUGUUUGUGUUCUUUUUCGAGGUCAUUGACUUCUUUGAGGAGCGAAAAAACGCUCGGACCAUUCCACUGACGGAAACCCCUCCUCCAUCUUUCCUCCUUCCAUCCUUCGAGACUCGAACGAUCCGUAAAUUUUGAUCCAUACCUCCUUGUUCGCUUCGAUCCUCUGGGCCAUUUACCUUACGCCUGGGACUCUACUCAGUUACCAUCGACUUCAUCAACUCGAGGCCACAGCCUCAAUCGGCCGAGGGAUCUGCUCUCUCACCCAUCACCGAAGGUGCUGCCCUUGACGCCGCUGGAUAAAUCAUUGAAGUGACAAAGAGAGACGAGGGAAGAGCAAGAUGAAUCCACACCAGAAGAACAAGAUCGACAUCAACAAACUGUCUCCGGACGAGCAAAGACUGUUCAGACUCUAUGGCAAGCUUCCGAACAAGUCAGAUCUGUUGCAGAACAAGUUAAAGGAGCGCAAGUACUUCGACUCAGGAGACUACGCCCUCUCGAAAGCCGGCAAAGCUUCAGAUACGGGUGUCACGACCAUCGGCACCGAACACCCCAAGGCCGAAGAGAUCCCCCACACCAGCCCUCUCAUGCACACACUCUCUCGCAACGACUCGGUCUCGGGCGCGGCCGGGUCGGCCGCACUGGCGUCCAGCCCUGACGGACAAACCAUGCUCCCGGGUCCCGCGGGCAUGCAUCGCGGCAGCAUAAACGGAAUCCCGGGUGGUGGACUCCCAGGAGCCACCGGCCGCAGCCCCGUCAAGGAGAGCAGCUUCCUGGCCAGGAGUGCGAGCAUCGACGAGGCGAACAUGGACGGCGGCCAUGCCAGAGCUGACAAGGCGGGUCUCGAAGGAAGCGUCAGUCCACCCACCAAGAGAGAAGGCAUUCCUAUUCGCAGAUAGGCAGGGACGACAUGCCAAUCCCCAGAGUCUUUGUACUCUCGUACAGAUGUGGGAGGUGGCACAAAAAAUGUCCACCCUCCAGUUGGCCGACCUUUUCUUCUUUCUUUCAAAAUCCACGGAGUGAAAUGCUUCGGGCGUCGUCCCUCGUAUAAUCUUGAACAAUGGGGGCCAAUUUACCUAGGUAGUACCACAAAAAGCUGAGCUGAGAGGCGAGGCCCUUGACUACGUGAAAGGGAAAGGAAGGGAAAGGAGAGAGGGAAAAAGCGAAAUCGAUAGCGAUGGAGUUUCUGCGCAACAGCAAAGCCGGCACCAAGUGUACGACCUGUUGGAACUUUCAAUUCACAAUUUGAGACUCAUUCCUUCCAGGAGGGGGAGGAGGCGGGAGGUAUAUGGAAAUCCGAAAUCGAAACCAAACAAAUCACACAAAAAAACAGUCCACGCGGACCUGGUCACAUUACGAUAUGCUAUGUUAUGACAGCUGGGGCGAGGGGCGUUUGUCUUCGUUCGUCUCAUAGUAUGAAAUGAUUAUUCAUUAUCUCUG